AUGGCCUCCUCUGCGGCGCCUACUACCAGCGCGCCGGAGAUCACCACAGAGGAGCCGCCCACUACCAUCAUCGACAAGGCGAAGACCGCAGCAGCAAGCCGGUGCAACAACAUCGACGCCGUGGCGGGCGAAGCCAACAGCAAACGGCAGCUGCCCACACCGGCGAAGGUCCUGCCGCCACUCCUGAACGAGACGACCCCGCUUUCCUUCCACUACGCGGAUGCCAACCUCACGGCGGCCUUGUCGAAGGCACCGGGUGUUGGCAUUGGCGUUCUCCUAGUAGGACCAGAUCGGCCAACCCUGAAACAGACGGCAGGGGAAAAGGCCGAGGCCGGUUCCUGCCACUACCUGGUGGGGCCCCAACCGCACGGCUCCGAAGACGGCCCGCCAUCUUCCUCUACAGCAUCAUCGCCAUCGCCUGCACUGCAGGAGGCGGCGGACGACGAUGACUCAGCAAAGGGGUUCGACAUAGAGGCCCGAGAUGGCCUUGGCGGGCUUCGACGCAGCCACCCGCUUGCCACAGUCGGAUUGCGCUACAAUUUCCUGGCGCUCCAGGCAAUCUCCCCGACGGAUCCGGCAGCCAUGAACGGCGUCCCCGUCGUCCCCUCUGCCGGCAUUCUCCUCCCCACCAUUGAGGGUGUUUAG
Molecule: messenger RNA, 645 nt
Organism: Symbiodinium pilosum
Lineage: Eukaryota; Dinophyceae; Suessiales; Symbiodiniaceae
Source: the annotation of a GenBank genome assembly